Topomyia yanbarensis is the source of this 2549-nucleotide messenger RNA. RefSeq names its product protein I'm not dead yet-like. Gene Ontology annotation, cellular component: membrane. The transcript has 11 exons. Gene Ontology annotation, molecular function: citrate transmembrane transporter activity; succinate transmembrane transporter activity. The record is from RefSeq and is a predicted model, not a curated record. Bases 622 to 2340 code for a protein of 572 amino acids. Gene Ontology annotation, biological process: monoatomic anion transmembrane transport; citrate transport. NCBI's taxonomy places the organism in Eukaryota, Metazoa, Arthropoda, Insecta, Diptera, Culicidae.
CAAGUGAGUCAAACGGUGGUUCAGUGUGUUGUUCUGUACAUUAUAUUUAUGUGACCAAUCAGUGGAUGGCCAGAAGUGUACUUGCCGAGGGCGUUGACGUUAUCUGCUGCCGGUCGCAAUACUGAUGCACAUUGACCAGUGUGUGUUGUAAUGAUUUCCAAGAGAGAAGAGGAGACAUUCUACAGCAUCGUACUUUAUUGCGCACAUGAGAAAUGCAUUCAACUUAUCCUGACGGAAUCAUAGCCCGAAGUUGACGAUCUAUACCGUUGAUGUACCAUGUGAAUCUAACCACUUAUAUCAGUUGAUGUUGCAAACUAAUCAAGAAGGCCAUGUACAGUUACAAAUCAGUUCCGAAGAUGUCAACCGAAAAAAGAUAAAUGCAGCUAAUAAAAAAAAUCUUGAGUGUUGCGGUCUUAUAGAGAAAUUGAGGCCAGAUUUCAACUUUCGUUGCUGCGCUCUUUCAAAUUGAUCGACCAGGAAUAACAACAGAAUAAUAAAGUACAUAUCGAUCUUCGAUCGCAACAGUAUUUGGGAUAGUGAAUAAUUAAGAUUCAAUGAAUUGUCACCGGAUGGGAAAAAAAUCUUAGCUAUACUGCUGUUGAGAACUCUUUUGCUCACAAAAUGGCUAAUAAUGCUGAAGAUGCAGAGGCUCCUAAAGUAGGCUGUUGCCGGCGGAUAUGCAAGUUUCUCGGUGUAUAUUGGCGCUCGAUGGUAGUGAUUGUGGCUCCUAUCGCUGCGGCGGGAAUUUACGCGAUUGAUACUACGCCCGCCUAUCGGUGUAUCUACGUGGUAUUGAUUAUGGCGAUGUACUGGGUGACGGAAGCUUUGCCACUAGCAAUAACAUCGAUGAUUCCAGUUGUCCUUUUUCCGGUUCUCGGAAUACUGGAUACUGAUAGAACAACUAUGAUGUAUAUGAAGGAAACCAUGCUGAUGUUUAUCGGUGGUAUCAUCAUUGCCCUCGCGAUCGAAUUCUGCAAUUUGCAUAAGCGUGUGGCACUGAAAGUGAUCUCAAUCGUAGGAUGCAGUCACAGGAAAUUGAACUUUGGGUUACUUUCUGUUACGAUGUUCAUCUCGAUGUGGAUCUCAAACACGGCUGCCGUAGCCAUGAUGUGUCCGAUUAUGCAAGCUGUGCUGGAAGAGCUGGAAGAGCAAGGGAUUUGCGAAAUGUAUAUUAAACCAAAGAAUGAGGAGGAAGGAAUGCUCAGUAAAGACAAAAAAGAAUCAGAUGAACUUCCGAAACCAUCCAAGAUAACCAUCUGUUACUUCAUCGGAGCGGCUUAUGCGUCAACUAUAGGGGGAUGUGGUACCAUUAUUGGAUCCGGAACCAACCUGACAUUCAAAGGUAUCUAUGAAAGUCGUUUCCCAGAGGCUCCUGGAAUCGAUUUUCCUAGAUAUAUGAUCUACAACUUGCCUGGUAUGCUGCUCAGCACCUAUCUCACUUGGGCUUAUCUACAGUGGCUCUACAUGGGAAUGUUCCGACCGAACAGUGCUGAAGCUAAAGCUGCCUCAACCGGGCAGGAGGGUGAAGCUGUGGCUCGUCGUGUGAUUGAGACCCGCUACAGUGAACUAGGUCCAAUGUCAUCACAUGAAAAGAGCGUGUCAAUCCUGUUUCUCAUUGCUAUAGGAUUGUUCUUCUUUCGUGAGCCUGGUUUCAUGACCGGAUGGGCCGAUUUACUACCAGACGCGAAAAUUAGGGACGCCACUCCAGCCAUUCUUAUUGUCAUACUGCUGUUCAUAUUCCCUGCUAACUGGAGCUGCUUAGAUUUCUUCAAAAGGAACCCAGGACGACUCCCGGCUGUAGUCACCCCUUCACUCAUCACCUGGAAGUUCAUCCACCAGAAGGUGCCCUGGCAUCUUGUUUUCCUGCUGGGUGGUGGUUUUGCAGUAGCUGAAGGAGGUCGUGUCUCAGGAAUGUGUACCCUGCUGGGGAAUGCACUGGUCGGGUUGAAAUCGCUGCCACCUUUGCUGCUUCUCUUUGUAAUCUGCUUUGCCGCCAGCAUAAUUACUGAACUCACCUCCAACGUGGCCAUCUGUAAUAUCAUAUUACCUGUACUAGCAGAAAUGGCCGUCGCUAUCGAGAUCCACCCACUGUAUUUGAUGUUACCGGCGUCGUUAUGUUGCAGCUACGCUUUCCACAUGCCAGUGGGAACUCCACCGAACGCCAUCGUGGCCGGAGUGGCAAACAUUUCUAUCAAGGAUAUGGCUAUUGCAGGCAUUGGGCCCACGAUCUUCACGCUUAUUGUGGUGUGCACCACUUUUCCGACCUGGGGAGCUAUCGUGUACCCGGAGAUAAAUACCUUUCCAGAUUGGAUACUUCAGUCGAACUCGACUGAAAACUAAACUUUGGGGAUACUUAUUUCUAGGUCUUAGCCGCGACUUAGCCAUUCAGUAGGAAUCAAAAUUUGUGCCAAAAUAGACUGAUUGUGUAUGCGGGAUUUUUCUGAAUAUGUUUAUGAAUAUUUUUUUUUGUUUUUAUCAAAACAAUUUCAUACCUGUUAAUACGAUCUCGUUAGAAUUAGCACUGAUUUCGUUAUUUGUUGAUAUAUAAC